Molecule: messenger RNA, 2375 nt
Organism: Eurypyga helias (sunbittern)
Lineage: Eukaryota; Metazoa; Chordata; Aves; Eurypygiformes; Eurypygidae
Product: ATP-binding cassette sub-family A member 12-like
Exons: 19
Coding region: 15-2375 (786 amino acids)
Biological process (GO): transmembrane transport; lipid transport
Cellular component (GO): intracellular membrane-bounded organelle; membrane
Molecular function (GO): lipid carrier activity; ABC-type transporter activity; ATP hydrolysis activity
Source: RefSeq, a predicted model, not a curated record
GUCUAAAGGAGGACAUGCUCGGCCAGUGGGUCAGCAGUGGAAACCAGGGAACGAAGUAUUCUGCCUGCAACUGCACCGACGGCAUCCAGACAUGUCCGCAGACAAACUACAUUCCCCCUCACCGAAGGACCUUCUCCACCCGGACAGUUUAUAACCUGACAGGGCACAACGUGGAGACCUACAUUCUGGCAACCACCAAAGACUUCCUACAAAAACGGUAUGGUGGCUGGAGCUUCGGGCUGCCUUUGACAACAGAUCUCCAGUUUGAUAUCAGACCGGUGCCCCCCAACAGAACACUGACUAAGGUGUGGUAUAAUCCCGAAGGUUAUCACAGCCUCCCAGCCUAUCUCAACAGCUUGAACAACUUCAUUCUUCGAGCUAACUUGCCAAAAAAUGAGACUUCCAGAUACGGUAUUUUCUUAUCAGCUCACCCAUAUCCUGGAGGACAGAGUCAAGAGCAAGUAAUGCUCAACAGCUUGCUCGACAUCAUCGUUUCAAUGUCUGUUUUGGUUGGCUACUCUAUCACAACGUCAAGCUUCGUGCUCUACGUGGUAAAAGAACAUCAAACCAAAGCCAAGCAACUGCAGCAUAUUUCAGGCAUCGGGAUGACAAGCUACUGGGUGACUAACUUCGUUUAUGAUCUGGUACUUUUUAUGGUCCCUAUUGGCCUCUCAGUUGGAGUUAUUUCCUCCUUCCAGAUACCAGCUUUCUGCAACAACAAUAACUUACUGGCAGUAUUUCUUCUGCUGUUGCUCUUUGGAUACGCAACGUUUUCAUGGAUGUACCUGCUGGCUGGGUUUUUCAAAGAAACAGGAAUGGCCUUCAUCGUUUAUGUCUGCGUCAACUUGUUCUUUGGCAUCAAUACUAUCAUUACUCACUCGGUUGUAUUUCUGCUCUCCCAGGAAAAGGCCACGGAUCAGGGCUUGCGUGAUCUCGCUGAAAACUUAAGGCAUGUGUUCCUUCUGUUCCCACAAUUUUGCUUUGGCUAUGGCUUGAUUGAGCUGUCACAGGACCAGGCGCUGCUGGGCUUCUUAAAAGCCUAUGGAGUGGACUACCCUGACAAAACCUUUGAGUUCGACAAGACCACAUCCAAGCUGUUUGCCAUGUUUAUCCAGGGCACCGUGUUUUUUGCCAUUCGUCUUACAGUUCACGACAGGAUGGUUCAGAGAGUCUGGAACAACAUGCUAGAGUUCCUGUUUGACAGAGUGCAUGGCAAAGCAUCACUCCUGCCGCCCACGGCUGAAGAGGACGGGGACGUCCGGGUGGAGAGGAACCGUGUGGAGUCUGGCAAAGCUGACUUCGACGUGGUGCAGCUCCAGAAUGUGACAAAGAUCUACCACCUUCCUCACAAACGCAUCGUGGCUGUGAAAAACAUCAGCCUCGGGAUUACUGCUGGAGAGUGCUUUGGCUUGCUUGGUGUGAACGGGGCCGGGAAGACGACCAUCUUUAAGAUGUUGACGGGCGAUAUUGGAGCAUCCAGCGGAAGGUUGCGCGUCCAGGAUCAUUCUGGGUCCUUGAAUGACAUUAGUGAGGCACACUGGUCACUCUUUGGCUACUGUCCUCAAGAAGAUGCCUUGGAUGACCUGCUGACAGUGGAAGAGCACAUGUAUUACUAUGCUAGGCUCCACGGCAUCCCCGAGAGAGAGAUCAAAGGAGUUGUACUCCAGCUUCUCCACCGCCUGAAUCUGAUGGCCUACAAAGACAGAGUCACCUCCAUGUGCAGUUACGGCACCAACAGAAAACUGUCGACAGCUCUGGCUCUCAUUGGGAAGCCAUCAAUUCUGCUGCUGGACGAACCGAGCUCUGGAAUGGAUCCAAAUGCUAAACGCCACCUUUGGAAAAUCAUCAGCGAGGAAGUGCAGAACAAAUGCUCGGUGGUACUCACAUCCCACAGCAUGGAAGAGUGUGAAGCCCUCUGUACCAGGCUGGCUAUUAUGGUGAACGGGAGUUUUCAGUGCAUCGGCUCUUUGCAGCAUAUCAAGAGCAGGUUUGGAAGAGGAUUCACUGUGAAGAUGCACUUAAAUAGCAACACAGUUAGCACCGAGAUGCUGACAGAGUUCAUGAAGUCACACUUCCCAAACACAUGCCUGAAGGAUCGGCAUUUCAGCAUGGUGGAAUAUCACGUUCCAGUCUCUGCAGGAGGGGUUGCAAAUAUCUUUGAUCUCCUGGAAGCCAGCAAAGCAGCCUUCAAUAUCAGGCACUUCUCAGUGAGUCAGACCACGUUAGAGGAGGUUUUCAUCAACUUUGCCAAAGAUCAAGCAGACCCUGACGGCGUGGAUGCGGGUCCUGACGUGACGCUGGACACCUCCGACACAGGCAGCCAAGAUAGCACCAUGAACGGACGUAGAACCAGUGAGGAUUUCUCCAAGCGUUGA